ACCCUCACCUCCUCUUCUCUGCGUGAACUGUACACCGGGAAAGUUUCAGGAAGUAAAAUCUCAGUUGGAAACUCUGUCUCCGGCGCCGGAGUUUCAAGUUAUGGGAAACAUGAGAAGUCCAUUCAAGGGGAUAGUCAAAGACAUCAAGGGUAGAAGCAAGUGCUACAAGCAAGACUGGGUCAAUGGAUUUUGCUCUGGCUUCCGGAUAUUUGCUCCAACUUUCUAUAUCUUCUUUGCUUCUGCUCUUCCUGUUAUCGCCUUUGGAGAGCAACUGAGUCGAGAUACAGAUGGUGCCCUGAGCACAGUGGAAACAUUGGCUUCCACAGCUAUUUGUGGAAUCAUUCACUCCAUUUUAAGUGGGCAGCCUUUGUUGAUAGUAGGUGUUGCGGAGCCAACAAUUAUCAUGUACACUUAUUUGUACAAUUUCAGCAAAGGAAGGCCAGAGUUGGGCCAGGAUCUCUUUUCGGCUUGGACCGCAUGGGUUUGCGUAUGGACAGCUAUGCUGCUCAUUCUUCUUGCUAUAUUCAAUGCAUGUACCAUAAUCACCAGGUUUACAAGAAUUGCAGGAGAGCUUUUCGGCAUGUUAAUAAUUGUCCUUUUCCUUCAAGAGGCCGUUAAGGGAGUGAUCAGUGAGUUCAAUGUUCCCAAAGGCGAAAAUCGUAAGUUGGACAAAUAUCAGUUCCCCUGGCUAUUUUCAAAUGGGUUGCUUGCAGUCAUUUUCUCAUUUGGGGUUUUAUUCACGUCCCUAAAGACACGGAAGGCAAGAUUGUGGCGUUACGGAACAGGCUGGCUUCGAGGUUUUCUUGCGGAUUAUGGGGUACCCCUUAUGAUCUUGUGUUGGACAGCAUUGUCUUACACGAUACCUCAACAAGUUAAUUCCGGAGUUCCCAGGAGGCUGUUCUGUCCACUUCUUUGGGAACCUGAAUCAUUACAUCAUUGGACAGUAAUAAACGAUAUGGGAAAGGUACCAAUAAUGUACAUCUUUGCUGCCUUUAUACCAGCAGUAAUGAUAGCAAGUCUAUACUUCUUCGAUCACAGUGUUGCUUCACAGUUGGCACAACAAAAGGAGUUCAACCUUAACAAUCCCUCUGCUUACCAUUAUGAUAUCUUAUUGCUAGGAGUUAUGACUUUGAUUUGUGGAUUGCUGGGACUCCCUCCUUCAAAUGGGGUCCUUCCACAAUCUCCCAUGCACACCAAGAGCCUCGCAGUUCUCAAAAGACAGCUGAUUAGGGAAAAAAUGGUAAAAAGUGCCAAGGAGGGCAUAUCACAACUAGCGAGCAACUCGGAAAUCUAUGGAAGGAUGCAAGCUGUGUUCAUAGAAAUGGAUGCGUCUUCUGCUCCUACUUCAGUAGAUAAAGAGUUGCAGAACUUGAAAGAGGCUGUAAUGAAACGUGACGGUAGGGAGACUGCAAAAGAAAAUUUUGAUCCUGAGAAGCAUAUUGAUGCUUAUUUGCCGGUUAGAGUCAAUGAGCAAAGAAUGAGUAACUUGUUGCAGUCAUUCCUCAUUGGACUUUCAUUAUGUGCUCUGCCUGUAGUAAAAAUGAUACCUACCUCGGUACUAUGGGGAUACUUUGCCUACAUGGCCAUUGACAGCCUCCCAGGGAACCAGUUCUGGGAAAGGGUGUUGCUUCUGUUCAUCACCCCCAGAAGACGUUACAAAGUCCUUGAAGGUGUUCACGCAUCAUUCGUGGAGUCUGUACCUUUCAAGCCCAUUUUGAUGUUUACACUCUUCCAAUUGGUAUAUUUUCUGGUAUGUUUUGGUGUGACAUGGAUACCUAUAGCUGGAAUACUGUUUCCACUGCCGUUCUUCCUCCUCAUCAGCAUCAGACAGCACAUCCUUCCAAAGUUUUUCUCACAUGAAUAUCUUCGAGAACUCGAUGCUGCUGAGUACGAAGAAAUUGCUGGCACACCCCGUAGAAACUUAAGUUUAUCAUUCAAGGAAAGGGAAUCAUUUGAUUAUCACAGUGAAGGGACUGAAGACAACUUUUCUGAUGCUGAGAUAUUGGAUGAAAUGACAACACACAGAGGAGAAUUGAAGCUUAGAACCGUAAGCUUUAAGGAAGAAAAGUUACAUCAGGCUUAUCUUUAAGUUUUAGUGUUCGAUGAGCCUGCUAUGACGUAGGACGCCAAUUUGUAAUCAUCAUCCUCGGUUUGACUGAAGGAACGAUCAUAAUCCUAAUGAGGAAAUGUCCACGAAUGUUGCCUCUUAUAUAGCCAGUUAUUUACCAGAAAAGCUGACAGAAAAAGGAUUCAACACUUUCUGGCUAGAAUAUUAACUGUGAAGUUAGGUACUUUUCAUGUUGGAAAAAAAAUGGAAAUGCCAAUUCUUUUA
Hibiscus syriacus is the source of this 2332-nucleotide messenger RNA. Its product is annotated as probable boron transporter 6. Gene Ontology annotation, biological process: monoatomic anion transport; monoatomic ion homeostasis; transmembrane transport. Lineage: Eukaryota; Viridiplantae; Streptophyta; Magnoliopsida; Malvales; Malvaceae. The coding region runs from base 101 to 2089 and encodes 662 amino acids. Gene Ontology annotation, cellular component: plasma membrane. Gene Ontology annotation, molecular function: solute:inorganic anion antiporter activity. The transcript is spliced from 14 exons. The record is from RefSeq and is a predicted model, not a curated record.